GGUAGACGGCUUAGAUUGAGCUUCGUGAUAUCGCUGUGAGGUUUGGAAUUGUGCGGUGAGAGGAGCUCAGGAACGGUGUUCGGGAAGGGCAAAACCGGCAUGGCGAACGGGGAGGGCGCUUUCUUUCAAUGCCAAAACCUGGAGAAAACCUGAGCUGAACAUGCUGGCUUGAAGUUGAAGUUGAAGCUUGAAGUUGAAUGAGGUGCAUGCUUAGCUGCUUCCAAAUCCGCAUGUGGGUUAUCAUGGGUGUCCAGCGUUUCUCAAAGAACCUGCCCUGAUCAGGCUGGCUGUUUUGCCUGAGUAUCCCGGGUAAACCGGUCGCACUUUUUAGAGAGCUCCUCUGCUUCAUUGCAAGCUGGUAAAAAUGGCAGACAUACAGGACGGGGCUGUUUUCGUGCACCAGGCACCUGAAGGACAUGAAGACCAAGUGAUGCAUACAGGCUAUGACGAAGUGGGGGAGCACACCCGAGCCCUGCUGGCUGUUGAAGAAGAUGAGGAGACAGACUAUGAAGAGUACACGAGGAAGUGGUAUGCAUUCAACCAGGCAGCACACAAGUUGAUGGUGGACAACAUCCUGCUCCAGACACUUCCUAGCGAGGAAGAGAUCCUGCAAGCGGACCCCGCGUUCUUCAACAAGAAGAGCGACACGUCUCACCGCUCAGUGAUUGCCCGCUGGAAGCAGUACCAAGACAGGCUGGACGCCAGGAUAACGCCCGAUGGAGAACCACUGCUGUUCUUCAAGAACAAGCCUGAGAAACUGGUUGCACAUACUGGGCAGUGGCGGGAGAUAGUGGACAGCUGUCAUUGCCCCGCAAAUGGAAAUCAUUACGCCCUAAGAGGCAUCCAGGAGCGGAUGGCAAAGGACUGGAUUACUGACCCCCAGAAGCACGGCAUUCCCGGGGCUUACGCUGACGCCCGCAGGCAGAAGUGCAUGUUCUGUCGAGCUGCGGCCGAGCAGGAGGCAGCGGGGGUGAAGAGGGGAGCGGAGGAAGUAAUUGACGGCCGGCCCGUCAAGCAGACGAAGCGAGCCGCACGGACGAAGCUGCAGUGGAAUGAGACGCUGGAGAUGCCGCUCAAGGACGUGAUCCCGUACAUUGAGAGUAUCCUGCUCAAGUACCGGGUCCACCUGCGGCUGGAGAACCGCUAUCCGGUGAAGCGGCCCCGGCCAGGCUGGGCAACGACGUACAUUUGCCACCGCGGGGGCAGCAAGGACCAGAGCUACCGGCCUAAGGGGGAGGAGCACAAGAGGUACAAGUCGAGGCGGUGCGAGUGCGGGUUUCGGGUCCAGGUCACAGUACCGACCGCCGACAGUCCCGCAGGGCCGCAGCCCGACGGCGACGACACGGCGGUGGUGCGCACGUUUCUUGAGCACGACAACCACGACCCGUAUUCGUUGGAGGAAGCCAAGUACCUGCCCACGCACCCAACGGCGCUCGCGUUUGCGGAGGAGGAGCUGGUGAAGAUCAACGACAGCAGUGCGGUGCUGGAGCGCAGCAUGGCAGUGGCCGGCGAGCUGUUCAACGUGGCCAGCGACGUGGACAAGGCCAUCUACAAGUUCUACAUCACGCGAUCCGAAAUCACGCAGAUGACGCAAGCGCGGAGUGAGAACAUCGAGACGCUGAAGGCGACGAUCAAGUCGCUGGAGAACGAGCUGGCGCAGAUGAAGUCAAUCGUGCGGAAGAUACCGCCCUCCGUGCUCAAGAACUUCAACACCGACCUCACCGCAGGCCUUCUCAAGUGCCAGGAGGUGAUGGCGUCCGCUCGUGCAGAGCAAGGUGCUCCUCAGCGUGCGCUCAAGUCUGGGUUGGUGGACUUGAUACGCUAUCAUCUGGAGGGCUCCCGUAUCAAUGCUUGGCGGAAAAAGGAGGUAGACGUGGACCUGCUGCCGUUGCCAGAGGGCAGGAGGGUUGCACCCCCCAGCAAAGCAUUGACAUUACAGCAAUAUAUCCGAUUGGAUGGACAAUAGUAACCAUAUCAUGUGACGCAAUCAUUAUCGCAAAUCGCAUGGACCCGGGCCUGGCCAAACUUGUACAAAAGCCGAGCUCAUGCCGGGUUCGUUAAAACUCUGGCUUUCAGAUUUUAGCAGCGCCCCCUUGAAUUGUAAGGCCUUUGUUUUAGCUGCCCGUUGCACAUGUAUGAGGCAG
Klebsormidium nitens is the source of this 2144-nucleotide messenger RNA. The record is from the annotation of a GenBank genome assembly. NCBI's taxonomy places the organism in Eukaryota, Viridiplantae, Streptophyta, Klebsormidiophyceae, Klebsormidiales, Klebsormidiaceae.